AUGGCGCGAAUUGAAACAAGUUUCUUCGUAUUGUCUGAUACACACGAUUACCAAUUUGGCGGCAAUGCAUCCAGCAAGUUGCAGCUCCCCAUCCCAAAAGUCGACGUCCUUCUCCACUGUGGAGAUUUAACACAAGUGGGAGGAGUUCCAGCCUUCAAAAAGGCUCUCAAAAUGCUCAGUAGCUUCGACGCAGAGCUUAAUUAG
Molecule: messenger RNA, 204 nt
Organism: Sclerotinia sclerotiorum 1980 UF-70
Lineage: Eukaryota; Fungi; Ascomycota; Leotiomycetes; Helotiales; Sclerotiniaceae
Exons: 1
Coding region: 1-204 (67 amino acids)
Source: RefSeq, a predicted model, not a curated record